AUCUGACAGAGCUGGGCUGGACUGAGGACGGGAGACGGGCGAGUCUCUGCUGCUGCUGUCGUGUUUGUGUUGUUUUGUCGCUUUUUAUUCGUUUUCUAAACCUUUGAGAUGCUCGGCGUGUCCCGAGGGUCCCUGCGAGGCCGCCUACUCGAGCUGCCCGUCCUGUCCUGCCUGGUUUAAGCUAGAAGACCAGACGACCCCCAUCUCCACUCACUUCAUUGCUCCAAGAUGUUUGACACCAGAGGGAUUCCCUUCGUGCUGCUGGACCUCGCCUGCCUCCUGCUCGCUGGUCUUCCUCUGGCGGCCUUUAACCUGGGUAAAAUAAAGCCUUAUCAGAGGGGCUUUUUCUGUAACGAUGAGAGCAUCAGUUACCCCUUUAACUCCAGCACCGUCUCCUCCACUGUGCUCUACACUGUGGGCUUCACACUGCCCAUCUGCAGUAUGGUCAUUGGAGAGUGCCUUUCAGUUUAUCUAAACCGCCUCAAAUCAAAGUCUUCUUUCAACAACAGUUAUGUUGCCUGUGUUUAUAAAGCGGUUGGCACCUUCUUGUUUGGUGCCGCAAUGAGCCAAUCCCUCACAGACAUUGCCAAAUACUCCAUCGGCCGGCUGCGGCCGCACUUCCUGGACGUCUGCAAACCUGACUGGAAGCUGAUCAACUGCUCAAGUGGAGCAUACAUCGAGAACUUCACCUGCACCGGGGACAAAACCAUGGUCAAUGAGGGCAGGUUGUCUUUCUACUCUGGCCACUCCUCUUUCUCAAUGUACUGCAUGCUGUUCCUGGCACUUUAUCUCCAGGCUCGCAUGCAGGCUGAAUGGGCCAGGCUCCUGCGACCCACAAUCCAGUUCUUCCUGAUCGCUGCCUCUGUGUACACGGGACUGUCCCGUGUGUCUGACUACAAACACCACUGGAGCGACGUCCUCACAGGCCUCAUUCAGGGGGCAAUCAUGGCCAUACUGGUGGUGUUCUUCGUGUCAGAAUUCUUCAAGAAGCCUGUGGAACCGCAGAAAGAAGCUGCUAUCCCACAUACCACCCUGCAGGAGACCCCCACCAAUGGAAAUCACUACGACAGCCCAAACUGAAGCUGCUCGGACCCUUCGUCAUGCGUUUUUUUUUUUUGGCAUGUGCCUACUAAAGGGCGGACCACUGGGGUGGAAACCUGUGAAUGUAGACCCCCUGCUUACUGCAGAGCUGUGUGUUUGUGUGUUUAUGACUCAGCUCCUUAUGGACGACGUCUCAUGAUGCCUUGCCUGGGCCGCUAAUGCUGCUACCACCGCUUCCUGUGUAUGACCCCAAAGCUAACCUCUACUUCUCUGAAAAUUAAAAAAAAAAGCUACUUUUUUAUUUGUAUGAUGAGAAUAAUCACUAUACAGAUUUUUUUAAUUAAAAAUUAUGUUAAAAGAGUAUGUACAAAAAAAAUUAUGCUUGAACACAAAUAAAACUCACUCAUCUCCA
This is a messenger RNA of Pygocentrus nattereri (red-bellied piranha), 1453 nucleotides long. It is a transcript of the gene plpp1a, whose product is annotated as phospholipid phosphatase 1a. Gene Ontology annotation, biological process: phospholipid dephosphorylation; signal transduction; phospholipid metabolic process. The record is from RefSeq and is a predicted model, not a curated record. The transcript is spliced from 7 exons. Gene Ontology annotation, molecular function: phosphatidate phosphatase activity. Lineage: Eukaryota; Metazoa; Chordata; Actinopteri; Characiformes; Serrasalmidae. Bases 229 to 1080 code for a protein of 283 amino acids.